Henningerozyma blattae CBS 6284 is the source of this 825-nucleotide messenger RNA. RefSeq names its product gag protein. Lineage: Eukaryota; Fungi; Ascomycota; Saccharomycetes; Saccharomycetales; Saccharomycetaceae. Gene Ontology annotation, molecular function: zinc ion binding; nucleic acid binding. The transcript has a single exon. The coding region runs from base 1 to 825 and encodes 274 amino acids. The record is from RefSeq and is a predicted model, not a curated record.
AUGUCUUCUCCUGUUGCUGUCAUGCCAGCUGAAAUUAAAGUUCCUCAUGACUUUACCGGUGAGCGUAAGGAUAUUAUCAAGUUGCAUAGUUUUUUGCAAUCCCUCGAAGUGCAGUUUGUCGUAAAACGUGUUACGAACGAUUAUGAACGUAUCUGUCAUUUGGCUGCUAAUUUAUAUGGUCCGGCCUUAGACUGGUUCAUGACCUUCUCUGGCAAUCACGAUGUGUCCGAAAUGGCCUUUGACGCCUUCAAAGAGGCUUUUAAACAAGCCUUCCAAGGUAAGUUUGACUCCUAUGAUGUUAUUCAGAAGCUUUCCUCGUUAACGCAAAAAGACAAGAUCGAAGCCUACGUUUCAACCUUUAACCGUUACCGCAAACUCCUACCACCACGUUCCUUGAGUAAUGAUGUUUUAAUCAAUCUUUUCAUUAAAGGGUUGAAACCAAACACUCGCAAAGACUUACGUUUAAGAACCGUAUCCUCGUUUUACGAAGCAACCCAGUUGGCUAUUCGUGCAGAACACUGCUGUUACUACCCUGGUAUCUCUCCAUUAUUAGAUGAUAAUUCCACCCCUACGGUCGAUGCCGAUGGUGAUGUCAUUAUGGCUAUUUCCUCUACUCCUCGCCGUGUUUCGUCUCGUUCCCGAUACAACACCACAUCUUAUCAUCCUCGUAACUCGGAUGAUUCCUGGCGUGAAAAGUGUCGUCAAUUGUGCUCUCAGAACCACCUCUGUUUCCACUGUUUCUCUAGCGGUCAUGUAGCUGCUAAAUGCCCAAAAAAUUCCACUCGUUCCGCGAGGCCUAGAUCACACCGUUCACACCGUGACUAA